Molecule: messenger RNA, 1748 nt
Organism: Blastomyces gilchristii SLH14081
Lineage: Eukaryota; Fungi; Ascomycota; Eurotiomycetes; Onygenales; Ajellomycetaceae
Product: transcription initiation factor TFIID/TFIIF subunit
Exons: 7
Coding region: 573-1274 (233 amino acids)
Biological process (GO): regulation of transcription by RNA polymerase II; chromatin remodeling
Cellular component (GO): NuA4 histone acetyltransferase complex; Swr1 complex
Molecular function (GO): histone binding
Source: RefSeq, a predicted model, not a curated record
AAUUCAUAACGAGGGGCGAGUCAUCUCUGAAAGGGUUUGUGUUGGAGUAAAGAUGCUCCUUAUUAUUAUCUCGUAGAGAAAAGAAUUUAGCCUAUUUCCAGAAUCCUGUUUGCUAUUUCCAAAGUAGAUGUUGUUCUGCUUAUUUUAUAUUGUAUAAAUCAAGCCUUUCAUUUAUUUGGCUGUGGAGCGCAAACCGCGACCACGAAAGGGACAAAGCAGCAUGAAGCCAACUCGUGAAUGAAAAAGGGAAACCGAAUGAACAAACCUCAACAUUAUUUCCAAAAUACAAUUUAAAUAUAUUUAUUUUUUCUCUUUGAAAACUCAAAAUAACCCAGAAACACCGCACCUUGUGUUUCCUCCGCCACUGUUGGGUAAAUAUAUCAUCAUCUUUCUCAGGAGCUUUAACCAUUUUUUAGCCCGAAAAGCUUAGCUCUCCACCCAACCACAACCACCGCCCUUUGACGACCAGUAACAACGAAAACACUACACACACAAAAUCUUCCUAACACGGCCGAACCAAAGAGGGCGAACAACAAAGCAGGAAAGGAAAACGGAGGAUUAAGCAGACCAACAUGCCCGACGUGAAACGCACAGUCAAGCUCGUCACGGAGCAGAAUCUCAAAGAAGGAGAGACGGCGUCGGAGGUGGAAUUGCCGCUGCGGAAAUGGUCGAUUGAGGUUUACUUGCUGAACGAGCAUGGCGAGGAGGUCCCCGCGACGAUGUUUGACAAGGUCACCUAUACGCUGCAUCCGAGUUUUGGGAAUAGGGCGAUACAGACUUUCAAAUCUGCACCCUUCAAAAUUGAGGAGGAAGGCUGGGGUGAAUUUGAUAUGCAGAUUGGUUUCACAGUUCUGGACAAAGAACAUAUUGUCAACCAUGACCUACAUUUCCAGCAGAACAAAUAUGAGUCAAAGCAUGUUCUUACCUUCAAAAACCCCAAACCAGCUCUUCUAAACAUUCUCCGAGAAUAUGGCCCUGUGCCUGGCGAUGAGAAUGGCGUCAAAUCGAAGCGUGGAGGUACGCAGGAUGAGGGCUCGAAGAAAAAGAAGCGGAUAGAUAAGAAUGUCGACAUGGAUAAACUGGCAGACGGCCUGCAGAAGCUUGGUGAAGAUGACCUCCUCCAAGUUGUGCAGAUGGUCCAUGAUAACAAAUCCGCCGACUCGUAUACCAAAAAUGAUAUUGAGCAGGGCGAAUUCCAUGUUGAUCUCUACACCCUUCCCGACUCCCUUAUCAAGAUGCUGUGGGACUUCACACAGGAAAAGGGAGUUGUAUGAGCACGUGGCAGAAAAAAAGACACAUCCCUCUGAUUCUGUUUCUGAUUAAACUAAUGCCUUUUUCCCUUUCCUUUUCUUUGACCUGUCCUUUCUUCUCUGAUUUUUUCUUUUUCUCAAUGGAUAACUAAUGAAAUCAAAUUCAUGCAUGGAUUCAUUUGGUCUCAAGAGCAUUUUCCAACUCUAUCUCAUUAUAUCCGUUUCUAAGAUGUAAAUUAUGCUAAAAUCUUGUUUUGUCCCCCUAACCUUUUUUUCAUUUUCUCUCUUACGCCAGUUGUCUCCUGCCGUCUUUUACACUUCAACCAUCAACUUUGUAUUUUUCACUUUUCGAUUUUGCUCCCCCGGUGUUUUCUGGAAUGAUGAGAAAACCACUCUUGAAUUCGUUUCUCCUCCAGUUAACAUGCCGUCCUUUUCCCAUAUCCUGUACUGCCACGUUUUCCAUGUCCCCCCCCACCCCCCUUUUUUUUUUUUUUUUUU